GAGUGUCGUCAGGAAAAGUCCAAGUGCUUUCUAAACAGGUGCCGCUGUCGACCUGGGUUGUUCUUCUCAACACGUGACUACACGUGCUCUGAGAACAUUCAGUACGACCGACCGUCUAGGCGGUGGUGUUGGGAAUGCACUAAGACAGUUCACUCCGCCAGUAACUGACCGAUGACAUUGGUCUCUUGUAGCAUGCAGACCACGUGACCUAAAAGACACCUUUAUGGAGUAUUCUGAAAGCGGAAUAAAAGGACAUAUUCUCGCCAUUCAAGAUGGAACAAACCUGAAAAAUUGCAAGAACCUGUGUGUCAGUACUGAUCAUUGCUUAACCUUUGACUUUAGAGACACAGGAGGGCGCUGUGUGCUUCAUGACGUGACGUCACGUGAGGCUGUGUCAGGAUGGUUUCCUCUGACUAGUACAGGGUGGACUCACUACCAGAGAACUUGCCUGAAGUCAGCCGCCUCCUACCCGGGUCCAGCCUGGGACAACUCGUCUUGUACCCAAGACACGGACUGUCCUGACCCAUUCAGCCUCUGUUCGUCGGGCAGGUGUCUGUGUGCACUGGGCGCCAUUUCUUCUGAACAGGAAGUCACGUGUCGUGCUGCAGAGUCGUGCGGCGAAUGGCAGAAAGCAGGAGCCAAGUCUGGUGCGCACUUCAUUCGACUGAAAGACAAGAAGGAGACGAGUAGAGUGUGGUGUGACAUGGACUCCAGUGGCGGAGGUUGGCUGGUGUUCCAGAGACGUCGUGACGGGUCAGUGGACUUCUACAGGAACUGGACUCAGUAUGAAGACGGCUUUGGUGACGUCACAGGGGAGUUCUGGCUGGGUUUAUCAAGGCUUCACACCCUGACCAAAGGGAGACCCACCCGACUGCGUGUAGACCUUGGAGAGAAGAACGGACAUCUUCACUACGCUGAGUACUCGACAUUCAGGGUGGACGGUCCUGAGACAAACUACACACUGACCGUGUCCGGCUACUCGGGUAGCGCGGGGGACAGCUUAGAGUUUCACAACAGCCAGAGUUUUUCAACCUAUGACCGAGACAGCGACAAGCGCUCUACUGUCAACUGUGCCGCUAAAUAUCACGGCGCCUGGUGGUUCUCGAGCGGGUGUCACGUGUCUAACCUCAACGGCCGAUACAAGGCUGACGGCGCGCUGGUUGGUGACGGCAUCGUCUGGUACCACGCCCACGGUGACUAUAGGAGCUUCAACUUCAGCGAGAUCAAAGUACAACCACUGUAACACCACCUUGUCUCCUGUACUCUCACUGCUUACACCCUCAGUCUACUGUACACCACACGUGACACUCGUGAUGUCACCUCAGUGCAGUCUACUGGACUCUAGUUCUUUACUUUCGUGAUACUCCUUAGUGAUUUUAAUAUACACCUGUUGUACUAUUUCUCUCAGAUUUGACUUUCAUUUGAUAAACGCAGCUGUUUCAAAUAUAAACAGGUCGAAAUUGUAGAUUAUUAAUAGGUACCGACACACCUACAAUUA
This is a messenger RNA of Pomacea canaliculata, 1498 nucleotides long. Its product is annotated as ficolin-2-like. The transcript is spliced from 7 exons. The record is from RefSeq and is a predicted model, not a curated record. NCBI's taxonomy places the organism in Eukaryota, Metazoa, Mollusca, Gastropoda, Architaenioglossa, Ampullariidae. Bases 224 to 1243 code for a protein of 339 amino acids.